AUCGUUCUCAGGUCUAUAGGGUCUAUGUCUAUAGUGUGCUCCUAGAAAAUAAAAUCUUCUAGGGACACUAAGGUCUCAGGUCUAUUCUUCUCUCUGCCAUAUACCUCCUGACCUCAAAAUGUCUAUUUCACUCGUACAUAAAAGCUUGGAAUUAUUGAAUUACGAGGAAGAUCUGCAUAAAGAACAAAAGAAAAGGAGAAAACAUAAAGACACCAGAUAUAAAGGAGUCUUGGAUCUAAUUCCCACUCAACACAGGAUCAUAUCCAAACACGAUAAAACAGAUUUCGCUCGAUCCAGCAAAACUACUGUUUAUGAAACUAAAAAAUGCGUAGCUGCUCAACAAGAUUCUACUGAUAAAAAUGUACAACGACUUCUGUUACUUAGCAGUAAUCGGAUAAAAUCUGAAACAGCAAACAAAUUAUUGCAGCGUGCGGUCAAAAAGAGAUAUAGCCAUCAACAGGAGAAACCUAAAGAGUCAGAGGAGACAGUUUUUACUGAAGAAGACUUUAAGAAGUUUGAACAGGAAUAUAUCCAGUAAUUAUCAAUUGCGAUAUUAAAUGAAAGAAUAAAAUAAUCAAUUGAUAAAAUUAAAAUAGGAUUGCAAACAACAAUGUUUGAAAGCGAUCAUCAGAAAGGAAAA
This is a messenger RNA of Camponotus floridanus (Florida carpenter ant), 640 nucleotides long. RefSeq names its product active regulator of SIRT1. The record is from RefSeq and is a predicted model, not a curated record. NCBI's taxonomy places the organism in Eukaryota, Metazoa, Arthropoda, Insecta, Hymenoptera, Formicidae. The transcript is spliced from 4 exons. The coding region runs from base 119 to 538 and encodes 139 amino acids.